UGUUAUAGGCCUUUGUGGUUCUAAGAAAUGCAAGACAUGAUGAGUAGUGGUGGUGGUGCAAUUGGAGGGCUGAGCAGCGUCGGUGAAGUGGCUGUUUCUGGUGACCAGAACCGUCAGCUGAAGGCUGAGAUAGCCGUUCAUCCGCUGUGUGAGCAGCUUCUAGCAGCUCAUGUUUCUUGUCUCCGUGUGGCUACUCCAAUCGAUCAGUUGCCUUUGAUCGAUGCACAGUUGGCACAGUCUCAUAAUCUUCUUAGGUCAUAUGCUUCACAGUAUCACCAACAGGGCCAUUCGUUAUCUCCCCAUGAAAGACAGGAGCUUGAAAACUUCUUGGCACAAUAUUUGGUAGUGCUGUGUACUUUCAAAGAACAGCUUCAACAACAUGUCAGAGUUCAUGCCGUUGAAGCUGUUAUGGCUUGCCGUGAAAUUGAAAAUAGCUUACAAGCUCUUACUGGAGUUAGCUUGGGGGAAGGUACAGGUGCAACAAUGUCAGAUGAUGAGGACGAGAUGCAGAUGGAUUUUUGUUUGGAUCAAUCCGGCAGCGAAGGGCAUGACUUAAUGGGUUUUGGUCCCUUAAUCCCUACUGAAUCCGAAAGGUCUUUGAUGGAGAGGGUUCGUCAGGAGCUCAAGAUUGAACUCAAACAGGGUUUCAAAUCAAGAAUUGAGGACGUGAGGGAGGAGAUUUUAAGAAAAAGAAGGGCUGGGAAAUUACCAGGCGACACAACCACUGUGCUCAAGAACUGGUGGCAGCAGCACUCAAAGUGGCCAUACCCAACUGAAGAUGAUAAGGCCAAACUUGUAGAGGAAACAGGAUUGCAGCAAAAGCAAAUCAACAACUGGUUCAUCAACCAAAGGAAGCGAAACUGGCACAGCAACUCUCAAUCUGUCAUCUCCUUGAAGUCCAAGCGGAAAAGGCAGACGCACAAAUGAGAAAUGGAGAAGAUGAUAGUUUGUUUCAUCAUGUUAAUGUGUAAUAGAUUUGAGUAUCAUAUGGCUUACAUGUAAGUAUAGAUUUAAAUCGCGGUUUUGGUGGUAUUUUCGGUUGCGUUGCAUUUAUCGCGAUUGCGGACAUAGUGAUAUUGCGGUCAUUACUAAUAUCGUGAUCAUGCAAUAGCAGUUGCAGACCACACUACUACCGCUAUAUAACGGGCACUAUUAUAAUAACAAAUCUCUAUCUAAAUCCAUGCAUGUAAGCGUGUAGAUUCAAGUUUUUAACAAAGUAAGCAUACUACUACCUGCCGGACCACAUUUUCUUUGGAUAUUUCUCAAAUUUCUAAUAUUCAUAUAUC
This is a messenger RNA of Hibiscus syriacus, 1286 nucleotides long. Its product is annotated as homeobox protein knotted-1-like 7. The transcript has 5 exons. Bases 28 to 927 code for a protein of 299 amino acids. Lineage: Eukaryota; Viridiplantae; Streptophyta; Magnoliopsida; Malvales; Malvaceae. Gene Ontology annotation, molecular function: DNA binding. Gene Ontology annotation, biological process: regulation of DNA-templated transcription. Gene Ontology annotation, cellular component: nucleus. The record is from RefSeq and is a predicted model, not a curated record.